Labeo rohita (rohu) is the source of this 1608-nucleotide messenger RNA. RefSeq names its product transmembrane protein 178a (gene tmem178a). NCBI's taxonomy places the organism in Eukaryota, Metazoa, Chordata, Actinopteri, Cypriniformes, Cyprinidae. Bases 377 to 1282 code for a protein of 301 amino acids. The transcript is spliced from 4 exons. The record is from RefSeq and is a predicted model, not a curated record. Gene Ontology annotation, cellular component: endoplasmic reticulum membrane. Gene Ontology annotation, biological process: negative regulation of osteoclast differentiation; regulation of cytosolic calcium ion concentration.
CGCCUCGCCUGUCUCCUUGACACACCCUUAGCUAUUGUUGGCACAGUAUGCGCGCCACAACCUUGACAUUCCCACACGCGCGUUCAGUUGCACGGUGAAAUCUUGUUCUGCGUGGAUGCAUCAUCCUUCUCAGGAAAAAGGAAACCAGGGCGAGCGGCUACUGCGGAUAACAGAGUACAAAGUGCAGGUAAACACACACGCACGGCCAUCGCGCAUCCCCAUGUAGAUGCCCACGGUACCGAACGCGCAGACACACUCCGCUUAUCCACCUGUAAUGACAGAUCGCUGCUCAAAGCCGUGCAUUGUCCCGGGAAACGGCGAGGAAAGUACGCUUCAUGUGAGAGAUGACUGAGUGAGUUGCGCGGAUGUUGGAGACAUGGAGAAACGGGCUCUCAUAACGGCGAUCAGCUUGUCCAUGAGCCUGCUGGCGCUCAUGCUGCUGGUCACGGCGAUCUUUACCGACCACUGGUACGAAACCGACACCAGGAGACACAAGGAGAACUGCGACCAAUACGGGUCGGAGUCCAACGACCAAAAGAACAGGGAGAUGCCCAUCUAUCACCUGCCUCUGGUGGACAGCGGCAACGCAAAGCGCAACCUGGCUCUCAUGAAGCCCAUACAUGUAGGGAGUCGAGAGGAGGAACUGUUGGAGAACUGGAGGGCGAUUUUGGGCAUGGGCAUUUUGGAGACGGAGUGCGGGCGCCCGCUUUUCUCCACCUACUCUGGACUUUGGAGGAAAUGCUACUUCGAGGGAAUGGACAGGGAUAUUGACAAACUCAUUUCGAGGGGUAUUGCAGACCGAUGCACAUCUGUCAAGUACCAUUUCUCCCAACCCAUUAAACUCAGGAACAUCCCUCUCAACCUGACAAGGACCAUACAGCAGGACGAGUGGCACCUCUUACAUCUGCGGCGCAUCACGGCGGGGUUCUUGGGCAUGGCUGCUGCCGUGAUGCUGUGUGGAAGCAUCGUGGCCGCCGUGGGAUUUUUCUGGGAGGAGAGCCUCACCCAGCAUGUGUCUGGACUCCUGUUCCUUAUGGCAGGAAUCUUUUGCACAAUCUCACUGUGCACCUACGCAGCCAGCGUCUCAUACGACCUAUCCAGGAACCCUCCCUUCAUCUACGGUCUGCCCAGCGACGUAGACCAUGGCUACGGAUGGUCCAUCUUUUGUGCAUGGGUCAGUCUGGGCCUAACAGUGGCGUCAGGUUACAUCUGCACAACUUAUCCCUUCCUGAGCCGCACAAAGGCUCUUCGUUCUAAAACGGCGAGGGAGUCGUCUGUAUGAGCGCCUUCUGGUGGCCUGGACGACUCGGCAAAACAUUAAUCAGCACUUGGCGCUUUAAUACAACAACUCAAGUGGGACUCCACGCUGUAUGGAGCGGUUUCGAAUGUCUUGUAGAUUUCCGAUACCUUCGUUGGGCUUGAGAUGUAUUGGUGUUAUACAGAACAACUGUUGCAUUUCCUGUGUGUCUCCUACACACAUUUGCUUACAACUCACACAUGUAAAAAAAAAAAGAAAAUACACAUAAAUAUACAGUAUGUGUGAAUAUAAUGAACAAAACCUUUGAUUUGAAAUGGGUAUGUGUACGUUUGUGGGUCGUUGUGAUGCAA